GAAAAGUUAAAAUUGGAUGUCAACAUCCUGUUUUCUUUCGACACGUACAGUUAGCCUAGCGUCUUCAACAUGCCGGAAAACAACCUUUUAGAACGAUUGCGGCAAUUUGACGCUUAUCCAAAGACGCUAGAAGACUUCAGAGUGAAAACUUUCGGCGGAGCGCUUGUGACAGUGGUCAGUUCUCUCCUGAUGCUCAUUCUGUUUAUUUCUGAACUGAACUAUUACCUCACAAAAGAUGUUCAACCGGAAUUAUUCGUGGAUACAACGAGAGGACAAAAAAUACGCAUCAAUAUUGAUAUAGACUUCCCAAAAGUGCCUUGUGCAUAUUUAAGUAUAGAUGCCAUGGAUGUCUCAGGUGAACAGCAGCUGGAUGUAGACCACCACUUGUUCAAACAAAGACUGGAUACUGGUGGACGGAAGAUCACGGACACUGAGCCAGAAAAAGAAGAGCUUGGUGAUCAAUCAAAAGAUGUUGUUGAGUCUGCUACAAAAAAGUUGGACCCUGACAGAUGUGAAAGUUGUUAUGGGGCAGAAUCAAAGGAACUUAAAUGCUGUAAUACCUGUGAAGACGUGCGGGAGGCCUACAGAAAGAAAGGCUGGGCCUUUAAUUCACCCGAGGGGAUAGAGCAGUGUAACAGAGAAGGGUGGACAGCCAAGAUGAAGGCCCAGGAGAAGGAGGGCUGUCAGGUGUAUGGUUACCUAGAGGUCAACAAGGUUCAGGGCAACUUUCACUUUGCUCCCGGCAAGAGCUUCCAGCAGCACCAUGUCCACGUGCACGAUCUUCAAGCAUUUGGGGGACAAAAGUUUAACUUGAGCCACGUGAUACGACACCUUUCUUUUGGACUAGAUUAUCCUGGCAUAAUAAACCCACUGGACCAGACCAGUCAAGUAUCAGAACAAGAACAAACCAUGUUCCAGUAUUAUGUUAAAGUUGUACCAACAACAUAUGUUGAUGUAAGAGGAAAAGCUCUUUAUACAAAUCAAUAUUCAGUAACCAAACAUUCCAAAAGUGUUGGAAAUGGUUUGGGGGAUUCCGGAUUACCAGGGGUGUUUUUUAUCUAUGAGUUAUCACCAAUGAUGGUGAAAUAUACAGAGAAACAAAGGUCAUUUAUGCAUUUUUUAACUGGAGUGUGUGCCAUAGUUGGAGGGAUAUUUACAGUUGCUGGUCUUAUAGACUCCAUGAUAUAUCAUUCAUCCAAAGCUUUACAAAAGAAGAUUGAUCUUGGAAAAGCAACUUGAUGACAAAUGAUGAAUUAGUUAUAUAUGUUUUGUUGUAAGAUUUGAAUGAUGCUGAAGGAAGGAAGUGUUGCAUGUGUCUGUAGUAGUGUGGACCUCUGUUGUGUGUGUGACUGUAGGCUUUGUCUUUUAAAUCAUUCAGACACAAAAAGAAAACAAUCUAAGAAUGUUACUUCCCAUUCUUUGAUAAUUUCUACAUUGUAUGUACCAUAUAUUUGGCACAACUGCAAGCAGACUUUUUAGCGAAGAUUUAAUUUUGGCACUAUUAACGAGAAUGAUGAGGUUGUUAAAAUUGAAUAUCGCUAACAAUUUAUUCCAUAUCGGAGGUAAUAGUUAUCUUUCCUGAAAUUAUAAAGUCACGAAAAUUAGCUAUCGCUAAAUACAUAUGCCCAUUUUUAUGGGAAAAUCGCUAAUUUUGUGUCUCGCUAAAAUGUUUACUUAUACAGUAAUACCUUAAAAGUAUUAUUGAGGGAUAUCAAUUUCAAGGUUGUUUCUGUUUUUGUAAGAAAAAAAAUUGCAUUCAAGUUGUAAUUCAAGUAUGUUGAUCUUGCAUUAGACAGUAUGCGUGUGUGUCUAUGUAAGAGACACGAAUAAAUAUGCCUGUUUGACACCAUUACAUAUUGGUCUGAAAUCUUCAUAAUUUUUAAUAAUAAACUUAAAAAGAAAUCAUA
Messenger RNA from Ostrea edulis (European flat oyster), 1907 nucleotides. RefSeq names its product endoplasmic reticulum-Golgi intermediate compartment protein 3-like. The record is from RefSeq and is a predicted model, not a curated record. Gene Ontology annotation, cellular component: Golgi membrane; endoplasmic reticulum; endoplasmic reticulum membrane. The transcript has 12 exons. The coding region runs from base 70 to 1239 and encodes 389 amino acids. NCBI's taxonomy places the organism in Eukaryota, Metazoa, Mollusca, Bivalvia, Ostreida, Ostreidae. Gene Ontology annotation, biological process: endoplasmic reticulum to Golgi vesicle-mediated transport; retrograde vesicle-mediated transport, Golgi to endoplasmic reticulum.